UUUUACAAAUUUCUAUUUAGAUUCUGAUAUAUUUUAUUCCAAUAGACUAUAAAAAAUGUUAUCUGUUAGUGAAGAUCAAAUAAGAUCUAUUGGCGAAGUCCUCAGUAAUGAUAAAAGACCUCUGAAAGAAAGAUUCCGAGCUCUUUUUACUCUAAGAAACAUAGGAGGUCCUCUUUCUAUUGAACUAAUCGGAAAAUGCUUUAAUGAUCCAUCUGUUUUACUUAAACAUGAACUGGCAUAUUGCUUAGGACAAAUGCAAGAUGAGAAGGCCCUCGACAUUUUAAUAUCUGUUUUAGAUGAUAAAAAUCAAGAACCAAUGGUCAGGCAUGAAGCUGCCGAAGCUUUGGGUGCAAUAGGAUCAGACGAAGCUCUAGAAUGUCUCCAAAAAUAUAAAGACGAUAAAGUAAUCGAAGUUGCAGAAACAUGUCAAUUGGCUUUGGAACGCAUAAACUGGCUCAAAAAUUCAGAAGAGGAAAAUAAAGGUUUAUCCCAGAGUUUGUACAAUUCUGUGGAUCCAGCUCCACCUUCUUCCAUCACAAACAUUGACGAAUUGAAAAAGAUACUUGUUGACGAAAAAGCCACUCUUUUCAACAGGUAUCGAGCAAUGUUUGCCCUACGUAAUAUUGGCACUGAACCUGCAAUUGCAGCUUUAGGGGAAGCUCUGAACUAUGGUAGCGCACUUUUCAAGCAUGAAAUUGCAUUUGUUUUCGGCCAAAUGCAGAAGGAAUCAAGUAUCUCUUACCUGAAACAUUCCUUAGAGAACGAUACAGAAAAUGAAAUGGUUAGGCAUGAAUGCGCUGAAGCACUAGGAUCGAUAGCAACAGACGAAUGUACCGAAAUAUUGAAUAAGUAUUUGUCUGAUGAAAAGAGGGUUGUGAAAGAAAGCUGUGUUAUUGCAUUGGAUAUGUGUGAAUAUGAAAAUAGCCCUGAAUUCCAAUAUGCCAAUACCUUAACAAGUACAUGAAAUUUUUUAAUGAAUAAAAUGUAAAUAGUU
This is a messenger RNA of Harmonia axyridis, 994 nucleotides long. It is a transcript of the gene nero, whose product is annotated as deoxyhypusine hydroxylase. The transcript is spliced from 2 exons. Gene Ontology annotation, molecular function: deoxyhypusine monooxygenase activity. Gene Ontology annotation, biological process: peptidyl-hypusine biosynthetic process. NCBI's taxonomy places the organism in Eukaryota, Metazoa, Arthropoda, Insecta, Coleoptera, Coccinellidae. Bases 56 to 964 code for a protein of 302 amino acids. The record is from RefSeq and is a predicted model, not a curated record.